Cornus florida is the source of this 378-nucleotide messenger RNA. Its product is annotated as disease resistance protein RPV1-like. Lineage: Eukaryota; Viridiplantae; Streptophyta; Magnoliopsida; Cornales; Cornaceae. The coding region runs from base 1 to 378 and encodes 125 amino acids. The transcript has a single exon. Gene Ontology annotation, biological process: signal transduction. The record is from RefSeq and is a predicted model, not a curated record.
AUGGCAACAUCCGCACAAGGCAGAAAUCAAUCUUCUUCCUCCUCGACACCAAUUAAAAAAUGGACGUAUGACGUGUUUGUAAGCUACAGAGAAGAAGACACCGGCAAGAACUUCACCGAUCACCUCUACUCUAGACUAAAGGGUGACGGAAUAUCUACAUUCAGGGAUAAAAAUGAAUUGAAAAGAGGCGAGAAAAUUUCAUCCGAGCUUUUUGAAGCAAUUCUUGGAUCCAAUAUUUGCAUAAUUGUUUUCUUCAGAAACUAUGCGGCUUCCAAAUGGUGUAUGGAUGAACUUGUGGAGAUAAUGAAAUGUAGGAAGCAACUUUGUCAAUGGGUACCCAUAUUUUACAAAGUCAAUCCAUCAGAUGUCCGGAAAUGA